ACCUACGGUGAAGGCCGGUGCAGUGGUGCUACCAGAUCACACUGAUAGAGAUAUCUCUGAAUCUUAGAAAAAACCGGCCUUCACCGUAGGUGUUUUUUAGUCUUUCCGGCUUUCACCGGUGAACCGGGGCCCGGUCCGCCGCUUCACCGCUCCACCGUUUCACCGGUCUCAAGCGGUGAAACAGUGACGGUGGAACGGUUUUUGAUCAUCACCGUUGCAUCCCUAAUAUAAAAGUCUGCACGAAAGUUUUAAGAGCAAUCGAGUUAUUAUUUUUAUCCUCAUUGUAUGUGUUGCAAUUUUUAGUAUUCAUCUUUAUAAAAGAUGAAUUAAUAUGUGACACUAUUCUUCGCUAAUUUUAGCAUCAUGUAUCUUGUGAUCCCCUUGGUUUUGAUACAUUGGAUCGUGUAGAUUGUACAAAAACUGAACAGUAAAUUAAAGGUUUACAUAAACAAUAUGUGUCACCAUCGACAAAUUCUAAUUCGCUUGAUAUUGGCUUUACUACAGGAACUGAAUGCCAGCCGAAAUCGAGUUUAUUACAAAGUUUUCAUUCAUCAUCAGGUAAACGUCAACCAUGUAUUGUCUAA
This is a messenger RNA of Rotaria socialis, 584 nucleotides long. Lineage: Eukaryota; Metazoa; Rotifera; Eurotatoria; Philodinida; Philodinidae. The record is from the annotation of a GenBank genome assembly.